Molecule: messenger RNA, 1300 nt
Organism: Paramecium pentaurelia
Lineage: Eukaryota; Ciliophora; Oligohymenophorea; Peniculida; Parameciidae
Source: the annotation of a GenBank genome assembly
AAUGAAUAAUAAUACUAAUAAUGGAUUAAAUGAUGAAGAAUUGCUAAGACUAAUAAAGUAAGAAUUACAUUAUCCAAAUUCACCUGUUUAUGAUUAGAUAAGUGAUUAAUAUUCUUCGGUAAGUGAUGAAGAUGACAUUAUUAUAAGAGAUCCAGCCUCUGAAAUAAGUAAGACUAUAUAUUAUAUAUAUUUUAGCUGAUGAAUCAAGCUAAUCUCAGUAAUUUGAAAGGAAAAAAGGAAAAUGGAAAUAUGUACUCAAUUUAAAUUAAUAUUGUUUUAAAGUGUUGUCAAAAAUGCACAAAAUCAGACAAAGGAUCACUUAAACCAAAGACUUGUGUAUGCAUAGUUCCAGCAUCAUAAAGAAGAAUCUAAAUAGGAGAAUAAGGAUGUCUUUCAUGUCAUUGUACAGGUUGUUCAAUUGAAGAUGAGAAGAAGAAACAAAAAAAGAUUAAGAAGAAGAAGAAAUCAUCUUCUGUUUCUAGUUCCGAUGAAUCUUCAGAUUUCAAAACUGUUAAUGGAUGUUGCAAAAAAUGCAUGAAAGCAUUUUCUAAAAAGGGAAAGGAAGCUAAAGUAAAAAUAAUAAUUGAUCAUAAAAUAGUCUUGUUUAUGUUAAGUUCCAAGAGCUGUUCGAAAGAAACCUUUACCUGCACAUGGUUGUCAGUAUUGUGGAUGUCAUGGAUGUAAUCCUGAGGAUAAGAAAAAAGAGAAGAUUAAGAAGAAUAGUAGACAGCUUUCUCCAGUUUCUAAUGAAGCCAAUGAGUAGAAUCUCAAUAAUUUUCAAAAUGCUCGUAAUAUUAGGUUAUGAUGUUAGCAUUAAUAUAAUGGCUUAAUGCAUAAAAUCUAAACCCAGGCAUUUUAGGAAUUGGAAUACCAUAAAGGACAUACUCAUAUAUAUAUGGGAAGGAAUAAGGACGUUGAGAAUAAAAACUUAUAAAUUUAUUUAUAAUCAUAAACUCUUUUAAUCACUUAAUUGACGAAGACGUAGUAAUUUUAUUAUACAAUAGAUUAAAUAAUUUAUUUAUGGAUUAUAAUUCAAAAGUAUACCUAUAAAUGUAGCAUACAUGUGUUAAGCAUUGUACAAAUACUUUACUCAAAGCCUAGUUGGAUCCAUUAGAAAAUCUUUGUUUAAACAGAUGUGUAAACAAAUAUGCUGAAGCCAUUGAUUUUUCAAUGCAAUAAUUCAAGUAGACAAUUUACUCAUAGAAGGUUGCACACUUUAAAGUAAGAGGAACUAGCCAAAUAACAGUAAUUAAUGCAAUAAUAAAAAGAAAUGGUUAAAUCAUCACUUUUUGGUAAAUGA